AAAUACUCUCUUGAUCAGGCUCUUGUAAAAAAUAUCUCUCCUUUUAUUCUUUCUUCAUAUGUUUCAUCUAUUCUUUCAAGGUAUUCCACAAAUGGGCGCAGGAGGACAAAGGGAUAGUACGAGCAUAAAAUCACGAGGACCUGAAAGGGCUAAUUAUCGCCGAGCCCCAAACUCUAAACCACCCUUCACCUUAGGCCAACUCAAGCAAGCUAUUCCACCACAUUGUUUCAAACGUUCCCUUCUUAAAUCCUUUAGUUACUUAGUUUAUGACCUUACACUAGCCUUGCUUUUCUAUUCAUGUGCCUCUAAAUUUUUUCCCACUUUAACUUAUCCUCUUAGUUUUCUAGCAUGGCCCACAUAUUGGGCCUUACAAGGCUGCAUUCUAACUGGUGUUUGGGUCAUAGCCCAUGAGUGUGGCCAUCAUGCUUUUAGUGAUUAUCAAUGGGUUGAUGAUGUUAUGGGCCUUAUCCUUCACUCAUUCCUUUUAGUCCCAUACUUCUCAUGGAAGUAUAGUCAUCGUCGCCACCACUCGAACACCGGGUCAUUGGAUAGGGAUGAGGUCUUUGUACCAAAGCCCAAAUCUGAGGUUUCAUGGUCCACCAAGUACUUGAACAAUCCAUUAGGUCGAAUGAUCUUGCUCAUAAUCACACUCAUAUUAGGCUGGCCCAUGUACUUACUCUUCAAUGCAUCAGGUCGUCCUUACGAUAGAUUUGCUUGCCAUUAUGACCCACACGGGCCCAUUUUCUCAAGUCGAGAAAGGGCCCAAGUUCUAAUAUCUGAUUUAGGCUUAGUUGGAAUGGCAAUUCUCCUAUACAAAGUUACUAUGGUUAAGGGUCUAGCUUGGGUGGUUUGUAUUUACGGUAUCCCACUUUUAGUCGUGAACGGUUUUCUUGUCACCAUAACAUACCUCCAACAUACUCACCCGGCAUUGCCCCAUUACAACUCAUCGGAGUGGGAUUGGUUAAGGGGAGCGUUAGCCACAAUGGACCGUGAUUACGGGGUGUUAAACAAGGUAUUCCACAAUAUAACCGAUACUCAUGUUGCUCAUCAUUUGUUCUCUACAAUGCCUCAUUAUCAUGCAAUAGAAGCAACCAAAGCAAUCAAGCCUAUUCUUGGGGAAUAUUACCAAUUUGAUGGGUUACCAUUUUACAAGGCAUUAUGGAGGGAAGCUAAGGAGUGUUUGUAUGUAGAACAAGACAAAGACUCAACACAACAAGGUGUAUUUUGGUAUCGAAAUCGGUUCUAAAUGUUUAAGGUCCUAAAUUGAGGCCAUGGAAAAGGUUGUUGGUCUAAAAACUAUUCUAUUUGUAUGUGUAAAUUGUGAUAUUUAUUAGUUAGAGUAGCAUUUAUGUGUAACUAGAUAAAGUGUUUCAUUGUACUAGAUUGUAUGGCACUAAUAUCUUUUAUUGUGAGAAACUUUUAUACAUAAUCUAUAAAAUAAUUAAGUUCGAC
Molecule: messenger RNA, 1452 nt
Organism: Amaranthus tricolor (Joseph's coat)
Lineage: Eukaryota; Viridiplantae; Streptophyta; Magnoliopsida; Caryophyllales; Amaranthaceae
Product: delta(12)-fatty-acid desaturase FAD2-like
Exons: 2
Coding region: 59-1246 (395 amino acids)
Biological process (GO): lipid metabolic process
Molecular function (GO): oxidoreductase activity, acting on paired donors, with oxidation of a pair of donors resulting in the reduction of molecular oxygen to two molecules of water
Source: RefSeq, a predicted model, not a curated record